Tachyglossus aculeatus (Australian echidna) is the source of this 4903-nucleotide messenger RNA. It is a transcript of the gene SEMA3C, whose product is annotated as semaphorin 3C. Lineage: Eukaryota; Metazoa; Chordata; Mammalia; Monotremata; Tachyglossidae. Gene Ontology annotation, biological process: negative chemotaxis; axon guidance; negative regulation of axon extension involved in axon guidance. The record is from RefSeq and is a predicted model, not a curated record. The transcript has 19 exons. The coding region runs from base 337 to 2592 and encodes 751 amino acids. Gene Ontology annotation, molecular function: semaphorin receptor binding; chemorepellent activity.
UGGUGGCUACACAGAGCCCUAUCCACUUCAACAUCAAAACCUGGCCCCCCGUGUAGCUACCUUAACUGAACAGUGGUGCUGGUCUUAAUUGAGAAAGGAGGAAGAAGCGCGGCUGCUGAUGCCUUUGGAACGGAGAGCUGGGGAAUAUUUGAACUAAGAAACUCGGGAGUCCUGGAGAGAGAAUUUCACCCACAAGUCAGUUUGGGAAUUAAAGGUCUUCUGCUCCAAGGACUCUGACAGAUUUCUGAGAGAGAAACUGAUACACUGCUUUACUGGAUUGCCUCAGAGUUGGGUCCCUUUUUUCCCUGGAUGUUAUAUUGAAAAUCUGAAGUCAUCAUGACAUUUCUGGCAGUCCAAGUGUUGAUUGGGGCAUUUGUUUAUUCUAGCUGUGUAAAUGGAUCUCCCCAGCCCCCGGCAAGAGUUUAUUUAACAUUCAAUGAGCUGCAGGAAACCAAGACUUUUGAACAUUACAGCCUAUCCCACAACCCUUUAGACUACCGGAUAUUAUUAAUGGAUGAAGAUCAGGAUCGGAUAUAUGUGGGCAGCAAAGAUCACAUCCUUUCUCUGAAUAUUAAUAAUAUAAGCCAAGAUCCUCUAAGUAUUUUCUGGCCCGCAUCAACCAUCAAAGUUGAAGAGUGCAAAAUGGCUGGAAAAGAUCCCACUCAUGGCUGUGGCAACUUUGUCCGGGUGAUUCAGGCUUUCAACCGAACUCACUUGUAUGUUUGUGGGAGUGGUGCUUUCAGUCCGGUUUGCACAUAUCUGAACAGAGGGAGGAGGUCUGAGGAGCAAGUUUUCAUGAUCGACUCCAAGUGCGAAUCUGGGAAAGGUCGCUGCUCUUUCAAUCCCAAUGUGAACACUGUGUCUGUUAUGAUUAAUGAAGAGCUGUUCUCGGGAAUGUAUAUAGAUUUCAUGGGCACUGAUGCUGCUAUUUUUCGUAGCUUAACCAAACGGAAUGCAGUCAGAACUGAUCAACAUAAUUCUAAGUGGUUAAGUGAACCUAUGUUUGUAAGUGCUCAUCUAAUCCCAGAUGGUACUGACCCAAACGACGCCAAAGUGUACUUCUUCUUCAAAGAGAGAAUGACAGACAGCAGUGGCAGCACAAAGCAGAUCCAUUCUAUGGUGGCUCGAAUAUGUCCAAAUGACACCGGUGGCCAGAGGAGCCUUGUCAACAAGUGGACAACAUUUUUGAAAGCAAGAUUGGUGUGCUCAGUGAUGGAUGAAGAUGGUGCCGAGACUUACUUUGAUGAAUUAGAGGAUGUCUUUCUGCUGGAAACAGAUAACCCCAGGACGACAUUGGUGUAUGGCAUCUUUACAACAUCCAGCUCAGUGUUCAAGGGCUCUGCAGUAUGUGUGUAUCAUUUAUCUGAUAUCCAGACUGUAUUUAAUGGACCUUUUGCUCACAAGGAAGGGCCUAACCAUCAGCUGAUUCCAUAUCAAGGCAGGAUUCCUUAUCCACGCCCCGGAACUUGUCCAGGUGGGGCCUUUACUCCCAACAUGCGUUCCACCAAGGAAUUUCCAGAUGAUGUUGUCACCUUCAUUCGGAACCACCCUUUAAUGUACAAUUCUGUCUAUCCAAUCCACAAACGACCUUUAAUCAUUCGGAUAGGCACAGACUACAAGUUUACAAAGAUUGCUGUGGAUCGAGUAAAUGCUGCUGAUGGAAGAUACCAUGUUUUAUUUCUUGGAACCGACCAGGGCACUGUACAAAAAGUUGUCGUUCUGCCGACAAACGACUCUGCCAAUGGAGAGAUCAUCCUGGAAGAACUGGAAGUUUUUAAGAAUAAUGCUCCCAUAACAACCAUGAAAAUUUCUUCCAAAAAGCAACAGUUGUACAUCAGCUCUAAUGAAGGUGUCACCCAAGUAUCCCUGCAUCGCUGUCAUGUUUAUGGUACUGCUUGUGCUGAUUGUUGCCUCGCAAGAGAUCCGUAUUGUGCCUGGGAUGGCAAUUCCUGUUCAAGGUUCUAUCCAACAGGGAAGAGGAGGAGCCGCAGACAGGACGUCAGACAUGGAAAUCCUAUGACUCAAUGCCGAGGAUUCAAUCUAAAAGCUUACAGAAACGCGGCUGAGGUUGUUCAAUAUGGAGUAAAGAACAACACCACUUUCCUGGAGUGCUCGCCCAAGUCUCCACAGGCGUCUAUCAAAUGGCUGUUACAGAAGGACAAAGACAGGAGGAAGGAGGUCAAGUUGAAUGAAAGAAUCAUAGCUACAGAACAUGGACUUCUGAUUCGCUCUGUUCAGGAUUCUGACCAGGGUCUGUACCACUGCAUCGCCAUAGAGAACAGCUUCAAGCAAACCAUAGCCAAGAUAAAUUUCAAAGUCUUAGAUUCUGAUAUGGUGGCCUUUGUGACAGACAAGUGGACUCCCUGGGCCUGGGCCAGUUCUGUGCGAGCUUUGCAGUUCCACCCAAAGGACUUUGUCGGGGUGUUCAGUCACUCCGAAAUGCAGAUGAUUAACCAAUACUGCAAAGACACCCGGCAGCAAAGUCAACCGGGAGAAGAAAUGCAGAAGAUGAGGGGAGACUACGGCAAGCUAAAGGCUCUUAUCAAUAGCCGAAAAAGUAGAAACCGGAGGAAUCAGUUACCGGGAUCUUAAACGUUAGUUUGAUCCAGCCUGAUACUCAUUCACGUAUAUUCCCAGUAAAGGAUUUUUGUUUAUCUUCUAGGAUUACAUGUUGAGCAAACUAUUUGAUAAGGUACCAGUUCAGCAUGAGAUGAGCGUUUAUCCCAGCACUAAAAAUGCAGCAGCAAUGAACUUGAGCGAGCAUGCAUUUUUUUUUUAUUUCAACGCUGACUAGCCCUGGGCAUAGUCUAGUCCAUACAGUGCAUAUAAAUCUUUAACUUAACCCCAGAGUCUAAUUUAUGUCGUCUUUUUGAAUUCAGUGCUGUUACUUUCAGAAACAGAAUCAUCAUGCCUCUCUUUGGAAUUAGGACUGUAUGCUACAAUUGUCCUUUAUUGCAUGUAAGAGAUUUUGAUUGUUUACGGUUUUACCUGUGAAAAUGAAAAACAGGUUUACAGCUUUCCUACAAAGCAAAUCACAAACAUAUAUAGCACAGUGGAGCUGCCAAAAUGUAGAUGGUAAAAAAAAAAAUUAGAAUCAACAAAGCAAUGAAUAGAAAGCUUGAAGAAAUACUCGGGCAUCACAGAGAAAAAUGAAUCCCGGAGAAACACUGAUUGUUUUUUUUGAGUUGUAAAAAAUACAUUAAAUACUGCUAAUAUCAGUCACUGAACACUGUUCUGUAUUACUAUACCUAGCUUUCUGAAAUCAUAGUGCUGUAAUGGGAGUUUGGCAAGUGAACAAAUAAGUGCAUUCUUGUUGGUGUCUUUCCUCUAAUUAUAGAAAGUGGUUUUCAUCUGUUAUUCCAAAGUACAUACUUCUGAGAUGAUAUUAAUGUACAGCUCCUUGAAAUAUCCCUCUUUGUAUAUAAAAUAUGGCACUUUGUUACUGUGUUUAGCACAGUUAAUAAUUUUGAUUCACAUCUGGGGAACAAAGCAGCCAAAGGGACUUUCAUAUAAUGCCAUAUAACAUUAUAGCACACUGAGCAAAAUAUCUCUUCUGCUCAAUGAUGGAAUGUUUUUUACUCCCUCCUUUCUUCUCGCAUGUUGCAUUUUGGAUUUAGGCACCAAUUAAUUUGAUUUAUUUCUUGUCAAUUUUCCUUAAGGCCAGAGAUGGGAGAAUCAGUGCACUACAUACACUGGUUAACGGAGUUGAUAAUGUAGGAGGUUUGUCAGGAUUCAACGUUUUCUAGUCCCAGUUCUUCCUGAUGCGUGUUGGAAGAUCUUUGAGUAAUUCACCACACAGAAUAGUCGUUUAAGAGUCUGAAGUGGAACUACCUCCUAUGCUAAAAUUUUCUUUCUCCAAAAUGUACAUUUUCUUUUGUUUCCUGAGUCCUUUUGUUUCAGUGAAUGGAAAGCAAAGCAUCACCAAUUACAGAGCUUAAUAGCUGACAAUUUGGCUACUACCAUUACAGAAGAUAAAUAUUGCUACUACUUCAACCAAAUAUCCUAUGGGAACUUCAUGAACUAUAACUAAGAGAUGCCAUCCCUAUCAAGUGAUAAAAUUGUUAAUUAGAAUCUAAGAAUAUUUUCUAAUGUUAAUGGGGUUAUGAUAUUUAAUAAGCCUUAAUUUGAUAGCAGGUACAAUUUUAGGACAGGAUAUUAGAGAUGUGACACUGCAUGAAAACACGACCAAAUUAUUUGAAUAUGUUGUACUACUCUAAUCUCUAAAGCUGCUUAUUAUAUUAAUGUCUUGAUUAUUUAUAAUACCGUUAAAUUAAGAUGAUAUUUUUUCUCUCCUGGGAGACUAUUCAAUAGGCCUAAGUCAAUAUGGAUUCUACGUAAUCUUCCAAGCUGUAUCCAACAUCCUCGGGGUAUAGAACUGAAAGUAGAACUGUUUUAUUAUAAGUGGACAGGGUAACCUAAACGAUUUUUAUGUGCUUCAAUUAGAUUCAAAUUGGUAGGCAAUAUGUGUGUUUAGUUUUGUAAUAUUGUUUGUGCUAUUUAAUAUCUUCUAUUUUGAGAAUUAUUAAAAUGUAUAUAAUUUUAUUACUUUUUUAAAAAGAAAACCUUCCAGAUGUUAAAUCUGCCUAAUGUAAAGAUAGGUUCUUGCUCAUGAACUUCAUAAAUGUAUACCAAAUGUUUGUGACUUAUUUUGCGUAGUCUGUAAAGUUUGCAAAUUUAAAUAUGUUCUUCACAAUCAUGGGUACUGUAGAUACAGUUUAAUAGGGAAACAUUUUCAAAAAAGUGGAUGUGUGUAUAGCUCUUAGCAUGAUGAAACUGUCAUUACAGUGAAUGUUUAUUAUAUCUUGUGUAAGAAGCAACUAAAUAGAGUUAACAUAGUAAAGUUUAAUUGGAUACCUAAAAUACUAUGUGCCUGAAAAAUAAAGUGUGUUGAAAUUUUGGUGUA